GCAGCUGCGGCUCGCGGGUGUUAUGUCGUAUGUUCGACGUGCGAAGUUAUGGCGGGAUUCAGUUUUCGUGGACAUGAAAAGUUUCUUUCGAACUUUUUAACUGAAUUUCUCAAUGAAAAAGUUCUGUGUAGCUAUUAGCGCCCCCCAAAAACUGCGUAGCAUUGAAAAACUUCGCAAAUAAGUGAAAGUUCACCGGUCAAAAUGUCGGUUAAUUCAAAGUGGCGGUUACCUGACGUUUUUUGUGUUCAGUGUUGAAUGGGAUACGUUUAAUUCGCGUCUCGGGGAUGGGUGAUUAGUGAUCGCGAGUUUUGAAACCGCUUCGAGAUGCCUUUCGUGCAGCGUGUGGUGGAACCCAAGUUUCUGUCGCGGACAAGUUUGGUGGACGAACACGGGAGGCCGAAGGUCACUGAUGAAGAACUUCAGGCAGUGACGAAUUGUACCCUAAGCAAUGCGUUACGGCAACUCGCCUCGCUCGUGCUGCUAGCGGAAGAUAUUUUCAGCGAGUUGACUGCUGAGCUUCAGGGUAUUACCGAGCGGUCCAAGGUAGCGCAAGGGAAAAUCGUCAAGAUCGGCGAAAUAGUCGAAAAAUAUGACCCGAAAAAGGUGCCAGUCCCGGAGGGGAGCCUGUCAGACUUUGCGACUCGCAAAGUCCACUACACGGCGAAUAAUCCUCUCAAAAAAGGACUCUUCACACCAGACACACGGCCGACAUGUCUUCGAAACCUGUACGAGAAAGCGACCAUGGACCGCCUCUCCGCCUCGAUCCUCGACCAGCUACGGAAGGACUCGCAGCAUUCUCCAUACUUACUCUGCACGCCGGUCCUAAGUACUAAACGACGAAGAAUUUAUAAGAAAAUCGAUGUAGAUAUCGAAACGCACAUUCCGUCAGUAGUGGAGCAUCUCAGGAAAUGGACGUCGAAAGAAGCGGUAGGCGAUAUAACGGCGCUACCUGACGCUUCUAUGAGAAUAGCCAGUUGUGUUACCUUGACGCCUGAUGAGCUCUCCGAGUGUGGGUCAGGUGAUGAAGAACCUAUAGACCACAGGCUGCCCAGUCCUGAAGAACAGUUGCGAGUUAUUGCUUCCAAGUUCCCUCCAGAGAUGGUCGCAAUAGACACGUCAGGGAAGUUCUUCGACAGGAUGUGCAGCUCGCGCAAGUCGUUGCUAGCGGACAGCAGCAUGGGAGAAACGGACACCGUCAAGAGACGAACCCGCUCUAGGAAGCCCCGGGGUAAAAGACGAAACACCAUAUCGGGCACUGAUCAGAAAGAGCUUAGAGAGGCUAUAGCUGGCGAUACAUCAAAUGCAGUGGCUUCUGAAGAAAUCGAGGAUAACAGCACUGUCGUCAGAUCACAAUCUAGCGAUUUGCUUAAGAAAAGUCCUAUCGAUCCGGUGGCUAAGAAAGGACACUUCAAUACGCUCAAGCAAUGGGGAAAAAAUAGACUCAAGAUGAUCAGUAGAUCACCAAGUGCAAGUCGAGAUAGCUUUAAGGAUACCUCGAAAAUGGAUAAGAGUAAAGACACGAAAUCGCCUACGAAACCGGAAGAUAUUCAGAUUCAGGAGACAGUGACUAUGCGUAAGAAGCGGCCUGGGGAAGACGACCGCAGGACUCAUCAAAGAUGUGCAUCUUAUUCGUCAUCAGAAAAGAGUAUUGGUGUGCCUGCUAGUGUACCAGCUCCUACAGCCACGAUCAACGUUGGAGUAAAACUGAGAGCAACAUCUACUCAAAGGAGAAUGCGACGAUCAGGAAUUGGCAAAGACGAGCCCCAUUCAUCCAGUGGCAACUGGUCAGCAAGCUCCGAGUCUGGAAGGACAAGUAUCGGUUCAGAAAUUACGACUACCACAGUGCCACCUAAGAGCACAACUUCUGCCGCAACUUCUAACAAUUCAUUGAACUUCCAUCACGGCCCUCCAAGUUCAAUUAUAAGUCGGCGACGAUUCCUUAACACUUCUGGCUCUGGUAGCGUCACAAGCGAAGGAACCCUAACUCCUGAUAUGAUUCAUGAUUUACACGAAGAUUUGGAAACUAGCUCGGAAUUUUCAUGCGACACUGAGGGAUAUUAUACUUCAUUCCAUAUGGAUUCCGGGUUGAAGACAUUGAAAGAAGAAGAAAUAUCUCCUAGCACACCUAUGCACACUAGCAACGCAUUGUCCAAUUCUUCGAAUAGUCAAAACAUGACUGCUGAAAAUGAGUAUGAGUUGUUUGGUAAAGGUUCUACGAGCACGACAACAAGUUCAGCUGGCACCGUAUGUACAACAUUAAUGGCUGCGGGCAGUGAUAGAUCUCUUGUCAUCGGACCAACUGUACCCGAACGAAAGAGUUCACUAGCUAAAAUGAACAGAAGUAGAAACAACAUUCACAAUGCAAAUAUGAGUUUAGACAGAAGUGUCAAUUCUUCAUUCUCAAAGACUGCUUUUAGCAGCCUAAGAUACCCGAUUCGUUCAUACAAAGACCAGAAAGUUUGCAAUUAUUCGUCACCAGAAAUCAGUGAAGUUCCAACAUCAACAAUCACAGUUACAGGGAAUGUAGGAAGACGUACAGAAAUUACUGCUGUAGCAGAAGUACACAGUGAAAUUGACGUCGAAAGUGCUAAGAAAAGUACAGGAACUAGUUCUCCAGAUUCCGGUCACAAUACUUCUAGUUCACCUAUUGAAGAUUCCGUAUCGAGUGCACAUGGAAAGAAUAGUCUUUCUGAACAGGACUACUCAGAGUCAUCAGAUUUAGAAGGAACAGACAGAAUCGAAAGGAUAAGAUACAAAACAACCAUAAAUAGUUCAAGAAUUCCUUCAAUGUGCGUAAUUACACCAACCAACUCCGAUGAUGAAAGCGAAGCAAGUCAAAAGGAUUCAGAAACGGGCAGAAAAACUGAAACCGAAAAAACCGAGACUACAGUCAGAAAGUCUGGCAGUAGACCAAAAUUAGAAUUACCUUCUGAAGAUUCUCCUCCCAAAGAGACUAAAACUGAGCCGGUUAAAGUUACAAAACCAGCAAGUCAAAUCAACUUGAAGUCCCUGCAUCCUCUGAACAAUUUAAUGUGUAAACUAAAAGGAGUUCUCCCACACAAAAAUAAAAAAUCACCGGUAGCAAAAGAGCCUCCACCGGUUGAAGAUUUCUACGAUUCUGGUGAUUAUGUCACAAUUGCCGAUGUUAAAAAUAACAACCAAAAAGCUAGCUUCAACAGAAGUUUAUAUGGCAACAACGAUAUCGUCAGAAAGAAUUUACAAACUGUACUCUCUGGUAAACUACCUGAUACCGAAUACGUUUCUCUCAAUGAACUACCGAACUGUUUGAAUGAAAGCAAAGAUUUCCUCGAACAUGGGUUGGAUUUGAAACCUUCACCAGCGUUAGAUGAGAUCCAAAGAAAAGGAGCUAAAGUAACGCUUGACUCUCAAGGCCAAGUUAUUUAUUCUUCUGACACGUUAAAACGAAGGAAAGGCGCGCACACUACUUUUGAACCAGGACCAUUCGUUCAAGAGAUCAGUUCUGCAGUCAUUCAGCGAGAGACGGCUGAAGUUGUAAGCGUCGUCGACGAAACCGAUUUCCCUUACGACCCUCCACCACCGGCUAGUAAGCCUACAUCGCCGCAGCUAGGCAAAAUGAUCAUCAAAGCGCCAGUGGAGCCGGAUGGACCCGUCACUACAGAAUACGUGUCUUUACCGUCUCCUAAACCGAGUAAAAUCAUCACUGCUACGCCUGUCACUGAAACACCUAUUAACACCAACCAUACUCCUACAGUAACUAGAACGAAUCAAGAUCUCCCAAGAGUAGUAGAAGCCAUCACUAGAACUGGGGCAUAUGUAAAUAUUCACGACGCGGAGGGUGUCAGCUUGUCACCGACGAAAGACGAUAUAGCAGACUGUCGACAUUCCAGUGCUGACAAACCCUACAAAAACUUACCGCAGACGGUCCUAGAUAAAGGCCCAACAGUCAACUUGAACGCGUUCAAUCCCACCUUAAACCGAUACCACACAGCUCACCUACGCGGGAGACACGGCAUCGUCAACUAUGAGAAUCCACCAAACCAGCAAAUGGGACAACCAAAGUUCUGGACGCUUCCUAAACGAAGCCACUUAGAACCCAGCGUACCUACCCCGGUAAACUAUCCCAGACAACCAGAUCCUAGCACCUUCUCUGAACAAAGGAUAUCGUCGUAUCCUCUCCCCAAUGACGAAAGUGUUAGAAUAUCACCCAUUGAUCCUCGAACUACUGGACCCUUCAAAUCGUCUACUCCCUCUAAUAAGGAAAACGUUGUCGACCUCAAUACAAAGAUGCUGUCUCCAGUCAAGUCAACUAUGACUAACGAAGAACUGUAUGCAGUAAUACACAAAAGUAAGAAAAAGCUCAAUAUCAAAGAUAAUCCUGAAAGAGCCGAGUCUCCUGCCCUAUCCACAAUUAGUUUGUCUCCUGUGAACUCUGAAUCCUCACUGUAUAUUAAAGGAAGUCAACGUCAUCCUGAAACUGGAUACAUAGGUGAUCCAAGAACUAGGAUGAGUUGGUCUCCUGCUGAUAAACAAAUCCUGCCAAUGUACAGCAGAGAUGGCGCCUUCAGUCCUCCUAAACAAGAAACCACAUGCGCUGAUAGAUACGGCCCAAUGCCUCAGACAUCCAGGCUUGAUUUCAAGAAACUGUUACUACAACACAGCGUUAAGUCAAACACAUUGAGUCCCCAAAGCAAAUCAAACAAAUUAUCCGCAGUUGAACAACUUAAAAUUAAUAAAGAAAGAAAUGCUGCGCAAAUCGCUUUAACAGGAAAUAAAUCGCAAGUAAAAAUUCUUGACUUGAGUGGAUCACCUAAGACUUAUACGCAAAGAAAAGUUAUCAAACCGAAUGCUCAGCCGGCGUCACCUGGUAGGACUGGAGCUCUUAUAAAAGAACAUAAAAACACACCGAAGAUACUUCUCUCGCCAAAGUCUCAGUGGCGCUUCUCAAGCCCUAGAUCAGACGUCCUCUCCUCGCCCAUUCCUGAAGCAAACAAUGAAGACGAAUCAAAUAGUUCCGGUGAAAAACACGAUACUUCACCCAAAAAGGCAACAUUCAAAACAGUUCCUAUAAUCACCAACCAACAUUUCGGAGCUCGUCGAAAUCUUAUUCCUAUAAAUGAGAAUAACAUAAUAGAAGCUGAUACAGAUUUCCCCGAAAAUUUUGAUCGAGGUGUGUUUCCACUUGAUACCGAUUUGAAGUCAUCUGGAUUAUCACGGAGUGAAUUACUGCAAGCGAAGAGAGCGGAAUUUUUCAGUAGCCCACCUGACAAGUCGCCUCCGAGAUUCACAUCGUUUAAGAGUCCAACGACGGCGGGUCCGUCGACAUUCAGAAAUAAGUCUUCCCCAGAAAGGAAGGGAUCGCCUAGUACGUUAGAAACUGCUUUAUGAUACAUUUAGGAAUAAGUGGUGCUUUUAACAAUUUCAUCCUCAUUAUUAAUUCUGUAAAUAAGGCAAUGAUGACAGAAGUCUAAUCUAGUCUUUUCCUGCUACGAGUGCCAUUUUAAAGGCACAAUUUGUCCACCCAGUGUAUGAAUACUUAAAAAAUGCGAAUGAUACAAAGCUCAAAAUUAUGCAAUUUUUUGUUCAAUCGCUCUCAAGGGGCCAAUUUUUUUUUUGGAAGUAAUAAUAAACUGCAUAGUUUUAAAACUUAGCCACUAAGUAUUUAUUGAGUACGUACUUUUGUAAGUAGUGUUUUAAACUUUUUCAAAGUUUUUAAGUUAUUCGGAAUACAACUUUAAAUAAAUGCGUUGAUUUGAAAA
This is a messenger RNA of Pectinophora gossypiella (pink bollworm), 5738 nucleotides long. RefSeq lists its product as uncharacterized. The record is from RefSeq and is a predicted model, not a curated record. The transcript has 7 exons. Gene Ontology annotation, biological process: cell differentiation. Bases 325 to 5367 code for a protein of 1680 amino acids. Lineage: Eukaryota; Metazoa; Arthropoda; Insecta; Lepidoptera; Gelechiidae.